GUGUGUUCGUUUCACCUCCUAAUCGGUUUUCCUAGGGGAUCUAUCAUCGACUGCAGUAGAAGAAGCAAAUACAAAGAGAGGAAGAAGAUAGUAGAUUUCAGCACCACUCAUCAUCUAAUAUCACACUUUUCAACCUCAUACACAUGACAGACAUGGACACCCCUCUUGCCACCCCCCGUAAUAUCCAGAUCUGUGAGGUGACCUGCGACUCCUUCCGCAUCAUGUGGGACAUGACACCUGAGGACACUGCCAGGGCCACGCAUUUCUUCAUAGACCUGAGCCGCAAAGAGAGCCGGGACCCCAACCGCUUUAAACACAGGGAUGUGCCAACCAAGCUGGUGGCCAAGGCUGUGCCCCUCCCCAUGGCAGUGAGGGGACACUGGUUCCUGAGCCCGCGGACAGAGUACUGUGUUGCUGUCCAAACUGCUGUGCGACAGCCAGACGGUGAUUACCUGGUGUCAGAGUGGAGCCAGGUGGUGGACUUCUGCACUGGCGACUAUGCCAUGGAGCACCUCCAGCAGCUUCUUGACAAGGCCAAGGUCUCUGCAGGAAGGCUGUUGAAAUUCUCUGUAUUUUAUCGCAACCAGCACCCGGACUACUUCCACCAUGUCAGAAAUGAAUGUGGAGGAGUGAUGCGCCCAGCUCUAAAGGACAGCAGCGGGAGCCAUGGUUCUCCUAUUAAUGGCAAACUGCAUGGAGUUUUCCUCAGCUGCAACACAGAGUUUGACACAGGCCUGCCUCCCAAGGACUCCCCCUACGGCCCCCUGCGCUUCCAGAUCCCUGCUGGGCACCUGCUGAACCCCAACAUCUCCCUGUAUUUUGCAGACUUCUACUGUAUGUACACAGCGUAUCACUACGUGGUGCUGGUGCUGGCCCCUGUUGGCUCAGAGGGUGACGGCUUCUGUCGACCCCGGCUCCCAAUGCUGGACUUAGCCUCCAACCCCUUCCUGACAUACACUGCCCCCGAGAGGCCGGGGGAGGAGCCCCUCUUCUCCCACGCCAGUGAUGUCAUCCUUGAAGUGCUUUACACAGAGCCUCUCCAUCUGGACCAGGGCACUGUGGAGCAGAUCAGCGGGCAUCACCAGCUCAUGAGUCUGACCACAGCCAAUGCCAAGAAGGACCCGAGCUGCAAGGUGUGCAACAUCAGUGUGGGCCGCUGAGACUGACUGUACGGAUGCACAACAGACCCGCAAGUGUGAGUGUGUAUCUGUGAUGCUGGAAGCCGCUCAGCUGAUUGACUCAGAGAAAUACAGCGAAAU
Molecule: messenger RNA, 1259 nt
Organism: Myripristis murdjan (pinecone soldierfish)
Lineage: Eukaryota; Metazoa; Chordata; Actinopteri; Holocentriformes; Holocentridae
Gene: phyhip
Product: phytanoyl-CoA 2-hydroxylase interacting protein
Exons: 5
Coding region: 144-1160 (338 amino acids)
Cellular component (GO): cytoplasm
Molecular function (GO): protein binding
Source: RefSeq, a predicted model, not a curated record